Molecule: messenger RNA, 4838 nt
Organism: Thunnus maccoyii (southern bluefin tuna)
Lineage: Eukaryota; Metazoa; Chordata; Actinopteri; Scombriformes; Scombridae
Gene: tmem184ba
Product: transmembrane protein 184ba
Exons: 9
Coding region: 371-1624 (417 amino acids)
Biological process (GO): transport
Molecular function (GO): transporter activity
Source: RefSeq, a predicted model, not a curated record
AGUCAGGGAGAGAAAGAGGAGCGGUUAGGAAUGACGGAGUUUGCUCUUUCAACUUUAGAAACACAGACUUUCUCUGGCGUAUUUGUACCAACAUGAGCUUUACAAGGAUAAUAUAAAAGUUGUUUCAAAUGAGAGGCAAACUGUAGGUGAGUUUGGGGGGAGACGCAGAGGUUGACGGGCUGCUGCUGCCCACUGUGGGCUAAAACAUGGAUGUCCGGGGAGCAACGGUGCGGCUCUGAGGAGGAAUUAAGGCCGUUUCUGGGUUAUUUCUGGCCGUUGAGUCUCUGACGGAGCUAAAGGGGAUUUUAAAGGUUUUAAACUCACUCCGAAAGUGAAUCUGUGAACAGUUGUGACAAAACUAUUAGCAAAGAUGUUGAGGCUAUGGAGGCGAGACGUUCCGCUCUCAGAGAGGCUUGGGGAGGACUCUCCUCUGGCUGCGGCACCGGGGCCCCCACCCACGGCAGCUCUGACAGGCCCUAAUAUCUCCUGGCUCCCGGAAGCCCCGCUGCUGAGCCCAGACCAGCCCAUCUUCCUCAUGACUCCCACUGCGCAGGCUGUGUCUGGCUUCUUUGUAUGGACCGCACUCAUCCUCACCUGUCACCAGAUCUACAUGCACCUACGUUUCUACAGUUCACCUAGGGAGCAGCGUCACAUCGUACGGAUUCUCUUCAUCGUUCCUAUCUACGCCUUCGACUCUUGGCUCAGCCUCCUCUUCUUCACCAACGACCAGUACUAUGUCUACUUUGACACCGUCAGGGACUGCUACGAAGCGUUUGUAAUUUACAACUUCCUGAGUCUGUGCUAUGAAUACCUGGGAGGAGAGAGCGCCAUCAUGGCAGAGAUCCGAGGGAAACCCAUCGAGUCCAGCUGUAUGUACGGUACCUGCUGUCUGCGAGGGAAGGCCUACUCCAUCGGCUUCCUGCGCUUCUGUAAGCAGGCCACUCUCCAGUUCUGUGUGGUCAAACCGCUCAUGGCCAUCAUCACCGUUAUCCUGCAGGCCUACGGAAAAUACAAAGAUGGAGACUUCAAUGUUGCCAGUGGUUACCUGUACGUCACCAUCAUCUACAACAUCUCCGUCAGUUUGUCUCUGUAUGCCCUGUUCCUCUUUUACUUCGCCACGCGGGAGCUGCUCAGCCCUUACAGCCCCAUGCUCAAGUUCUUCAUGGUCAAGUCGGUCAUCUUCCUCUCCUUCUGGCAGGGCAUGCUGCUGGCCAUUCUGGAGAAGUGCGGGGCCAUCCCUCAGAUUAACUCGGUGGAGGUGUCUGUCGGCGAGGGGACGGUCGCCGCCGGUUACCAGAACUUCAUCAUUUGCAUCGAGAUGUUUUUCGCAGCGCUGGCUCUGCGUCACGCUUUCACGUACAAAGUCUACAUGGACAAAAGUCUUGAUUCACAAGGCCGCUGCGCCCCCAUGAAGAGCAUCUCCAGCAGCCUGAAGGAGACCAUGAACCCGGGCGACAUGGUCCAAGACGCCAUCCACAACUUCUCCCCAGCCUACCAGCAGUACACCCAGCAGUCCAUGCUGGAGCAGGGGGCGCCUCCGCCCGUCUGCCGCACCCUCAGUGUCGUCAGCGCCCGCGGCGACACCGAGAAGACCCUCCUGCUCAGCUCCGACAACGAAUUCUAGAGCAGGAAAUGUCAAGAAACGGGCACUGGUCUUACAGCUGAAUGGGAUUCAGACUGAUGUUUUAAUGGCGGAUGGAAACGUACUUAAUCGUCCCGUGCAGCCGGUCUUCUUCAAUGUGUGAAUGAUCAGAGAGUUGUGUGUUGUGUUUUUCCUGUUUUUGAGACUGAUCAUGAUUAUGAGGACCUUCCUGCGUAAACAUUUCUGCACCCACAUUUCCCAAGAGUCUCAAUCUAAGAUAAUUUGGUGAUAAAUCCAGCCAGAAAACGAAGAGGGUUGUGUCAUUUCCUGGAAAGUCUGUGAGUCACACCUGCACAUACUGAAUCAUACUUGACUUUUGAAACGCACAUUUUUCUGGCUCGGAUAGAAGCUUCAUUUUGGUUAAAGUUCGGUCUUGUUUCCUUUGCCCAAAUGUAUUUCUCAGUGGCAACGUAGUAAUCCUAAUGGAUGUUACUUUUAGUUUGCGUUUUGAAGGCCCUGUUGUUCUCACAUGGUCAUUUGCUGUGUUUAUCAAGGUUUCCUCAGUCAUGAAAAUACUUAAAAAGAUGAAUUAGAUUUUUUUUUUUCCCCCAUGACUGGAAAUGGAAAAUAUCAUUAAAGUUUCAUAAAAGUUUUGAACUUUUAAUUUUGUGAAUAUUUAGGUCUUCAUUUGCAAUAAUUUGAAAAAUGUAGCAAAUAAGUUGCACUUCAAACAAUGUUUUCACUGUCAUGGCAGUGUUGUCAUACAGUCCUAAAAAAAGUUGUACGAAGUAAUAGAACAUAGAUUAAUUGUAAAUACAGUGGGGGGGGGACCCUGGUUUAUUGCUGCAUUUUAAGGGACACAUUCACAGCAGAGUGGAGAUGCAUUUAAAGGGAAACCAAGUGAAAAAAACACGAGUUCAUGUCGGUUGUACGGAUCAAUGUGUUAUUGAUAUUAGAUGGAACAGAUGAGAGCGAGAGCAGAUUAUAGAUUAUACAGUACAUCUGCUCCAGCAAGAGUGAAGGGCAGCCGCAGCAGAGCCGGGCAGGAUUACGCUGCUGUAAUUGGGGCGUUAUUUGAACGGGCAGGAUUAAAGCUUGUGCUGAUUCACUGCAGUAGACCUCUGCACGCCACAAUGUAGGUUAACUGGAUUGAGGGAAAAUCAGUAGAAGAAUAUAGGUUAAAGCUAACUAUAGGUGCCUGUUCUCAAAAGAGGAGCUCUGUCAUAAGAAUCAAGCCUUCCCUUUGUUAAUAUACUGUAGCAGUUAAAGGUUUGGACACAGUUUCUCAUUUACUUGAAUGAGAAAGUGCAAGAAACUUUGGCUGGUGCUGUACAUACAUUGUACAAGAUGUUAAAGGCAGACAGUUUUGACAUUUGGAGUUGAACUGAAUUUAAAUUUUCACUUAUCUGUGUAAGGACGUAUAAACUAGCUAUUGUGCAUAAUUUUCAAUUUUUCAAAAGAGGAUAAAAUCCCCUAUAAGAAUCCUAGUGAUUUCCCUUUUUCAACAAGCGCACACAGGCAUUUGUCAUGUACGAUUAUCUGACCCUUUACAACAUGUAACAUUUGAGAGCACCUGUCAUGGUACUGUGUUUAACACCGAACACCAAGGAGAUAUAUUCUGAUUCCUUUGCAAACAUGAAUUUUAAUUUCAGUUCAACUUUAAAGUUGUUUGAAUAGUUUAAUUUCAAGGUAAUGCCUUUUCAAAAAUCCAUCCAUCUCAAUAUCUGACUGCCUUGUUUGGCUCCAAUUAUCUGGGAAUUACUAAAAAUCCAUCCGAUCAGGCCAGUUUUCUGCUUUUGCUCUCACACACCCACUGUAAUGACUUCUUUAUCGGCCAGUCAGGUUUCAGUAUUGCAAGUUUUUUUUCUUGCGAGGACCCAAGUUGUCAGCUUAACUCCAUUUUUGCACAUUAUACAGACCUUAUCCUGAGUUAUGGUGUAUUUUAAAGCUAAAAAAAAUAAACUCAAUAUCAGCACAAUAAUAUGAGAAUAAUAUAUUCUGUCCACUUCAUUUUCAUCUUUUUACAAUAUAUUAGACAGAUAAUAUUCUUUCAUGUAAUCCAUAAACUUCUCUUUGACUUGGAUGCUCUUCUGCUCUUCCAGUCAAGUCUUUAUUUUUUCUUGUUUGAUUUCAUUUCACCGCAGUCAGAGCUGUUUUUACACAUAAUUGGAGUUUGUGAGUCAUCUGAAUGAGUCAUGCUGAGUGUGCUGACGUGUUUACUGUAACUACUUUCACUGCUGUGCUGUAGCUCUGCAUGAACACCAGAGGGACGUGCCGAGAAGAAGACAGGAACACGUUCGCACUGUUAUCUACAAGCUGGCAGGCAGUUAUCACACACUUUAAGCUUGAUGCACAGGGAAAAAAACGCUUUGUCUGAGCGGUACUUUCACUGUCACUUUCUUUUCUUCUCAUCACUUUGUUGUGUCUGUGUCUUGGUCUUUUUUUAAAGUUCUGCUUCUGCCUGAUAUAGUAUUAGUUUUAAACAGGAGAGAAGCCACGUCAGUGCACAAGAGCACUGGCCUAUUUUUAGACAUCGCUUAGUGUUGUCUGGAUAAUUGGGUUGCUACAUUUUGACAUGGAUACAAACUGGAUUGUAUUUAUCAUGACUGAGCUACAGAAGAGCCUGUAUUACUUUAUACCCUGUAUUGUGCAUUUAUUAGUGUGCUUCUUUAAAUUUGAACAUUUUUUGUGCUUGCAAAAAAAAAGUAAUUUUCCUUUAUAUUUUCUUAUCAGGGUGGAAACUGACAGGUUUUUUUUGUUUCAUUGAAGCUCCUAAAGGCAGGUUUUCUUGCCUGAUGUUGCCUGAUAUUGUAAUAACAGUAAUUUACUAUUUAAAAGCAAAGUAGCCAGUAUGUCCAUGUUACAGCACUUUGAAUGCCAUAAUUCACUUUUAAGCCGCACUCUUCUGCCUCUUUCUCUUCUUCAGCAUCGUUUGUGACAUGUUACAUGAGAUGUAUAUGAAUAUCGCUGAGAAAAGGCUGUAGACUAACAUUGUAAAUAAAGUUUUAAGUGCUGUCUACAGGGGGAAUAGUAGUGAUGUAUGUUGAAAUAAUUAUAUAUGCUGUAAACAAUGAGCACAGGAAAAAACAUAGUUUUGUACUUUUAAUUCAUAACUGUCUUUUUUUUAUUAUUUCAAUGAUUGUUUUGGUUUCUAGUCUUGUAUAUUUUGAAGCUGCUCAUGAUGCUACUGUUUCAUGUCAAAUGUAUAAAUAUCUGGAGAAAUAAUAAAAGAUAUUUAGUCAGGUAUGUAAGUUUA